Arabidopsis arenosa is the source of this 956-nucleotide messenger RNA. The record is from the annotation of a GenBank genome assembly. Lineage: Eukaryota; Viridiplantae; Streptophyta; Magnoliopsida; Brassicales; Brassicaceae.
CAUCAUCGUUUUCGUUGCACGAAAUGAUGAAUCUGCCUACUUCAAAUCCAUCUUCUUAUGGAAACAUCUCAUCACAAAACGGUUUGUAUCCAUCUACUUACUCCUUCACCGAUUGCCUCCAAAGUUCUCCAGGAGCGUAUGAAUCUCUACUUCAAAAAUCUUUUGGUCUUUCUCCCUCUUCAUCAGAGGUUUUCAACUCUUCGAUCGAUCAAGAAUCGAACCGUGAUGUUACUAAUGAAGUAAUCAAUGGUGGUGCAUGCAACGAGACUGAAACUAGGGUUUCUGCAUCUAAUUCUUCCUCUAGUGAGGCUGAUCAUCCCGGCGAAGAUUCCGGCAAGAGUAGGAGGAAACGAGAGUUAGUCGGAGAAGAAGAUCAAAGUUCCAAAAAAGUUGGGAAAACGAAAAAGAAUGAGGUGAAGAAACAAAGAGAGCCACGAGUCUCGUUUAUGACUAAAAGUGAAGUUGAUCAUCUUGAAGAUGGUUAUAGAUGGAGAAAAUACGGCCAAAAGGCUGUAAAAAAUAGCCCUUAUCCAAGGAGUUACUAUAGAUGUACAACGCAAAGGUGCAACGUGAAGAAACGAGUGGAGAGAUCGUUUCAAGAUCCAACGGUUGUGAUUACAACUUACGAGGGUCAACACAACCACCCGAUUCCGACUAAUCUCCGGGGAAGUUCCGCGGCGGCUGCUAUGUUCUCUGCAGAUCUCAUGACUCCAAGAAGCUUUGCACAUGAUAUGUUUAGGACGGCGGCUUAUACUAACGGUGGUUCUGCGGCGGCGGCUUUGGAUUAUGGAUAUGGACAAAGUGGUUAUGGUAGUGUGAAUGCAAACCCUAGUUCUCAUCAAGAGUAUCAUCAAGGGGGUGAGUACGAGCUCUUGAGGGAGAUCUUUCCUUCAAUUUUCUUCAAGCAAGAGCCUUGAUCGAUCAUUGUUAUAAUUAGCUACUUAUAUAUAUUCACU